AUGUGGAUUUGGAUGUGGAUUUCAUUUUUCAAAACCAAAAUCAGCUUUGGUGGAUUUGGGAUGGAUUUGGGAUGGAUUUCAGCUGGUCAAGUGGCAACAUUCGGCAAGCCAUCAAAUAUCCCUGCUGCUCCCAUCAAGUAUACAAUUACCCUUCCAUCCAAGUGUCGUACUCAGGAUACUCCUACCCGACAUCAUGCUCAGGAUACUCCUACCCACACCAAAUCAGCAUCAAAGAAACAUAAAUCUGUACACGACAUGGCCAGAGAGAUUGCUGAUGCUGAGUGUAAGGCUCAUCUACUCAUGAAUGAGACUAAUGCCAAGGAAUGUACUGCUCGCAAGCAAAUUAAGUGUAGGUCUGCUUUUGACACUGCCCUUGCUGUCGAGUGUAUGCGGGUAGAGCAAGCUGCUGCUCAGUAUCUCCGAGAGUACAAUGUGCCUACCACACCAAGCAAAACUUCGCUGGUAGUAGGCAUUGGGUCAUCAUCAGAUUCGCCAGAGGAAUCAUCGGAGUUUGAAUCAGAAGAACCAGAGCUAGAAGAAGACAUGGGAUCAACAAGAAUGUGGGAUUCUACCAGAAGAGCUGCAAUGUAUGACUCGAGCACUGAUUCAGCAGCCUGCUGGCGCUCAGUUUGA
Messenger RNA from Suillus discolor, 633 nucleotides. RefSeq lists its product as uncharacterized. Lineage: Eukaryota; Fungi; Basidiomycota; Agaricomycetes; Boletales; Suillaceae. The transcript has 3 exons. The record is from RefSeq and is a predicted model, not a curated record. The coding region runs from base 1 to 633 and encodes 210 amino acids.